AAGCAAUAUAUAUAUUCAAUAUUACUCAAAAAUCAAAUAAAGAACAAGCAAUAAAUCAGAAACUCUGUGAAGACAAGAGAUUCAAUUGUCCAGAAUUCUUUUAUUUGAAAAAUGUUCAGAAAAGACUUACAAUUUAUGGAAUAAGCUCAUCGCAUUUGAGAAAAAUUAGUUCUGAACAUGCUAUUACAAUUUAUAGAGGUAAGAAUGAUGUCUAUCAUAAAUGUCUCUGUCAAUUGGCAUUAAGACACAAGGUAGUCACUUUGUGGCUAGACGAUUCAAACUCAGACCCAGAUUCAGAUAUGGAUGAGGACUUAGAUGUGAUUAAUACUUCACAUAAAAAAGAAGCAAAACUAUUAAUCCCUUUUCCAUCUGAAAAAUCACUGAAUAAUUUAGAUGCAAUAGCAUCCUCACAUUGUGAUUGCGAAGCAUCAUUAGAA
Messenger RNA from Dentiscutata heterogama, 437 nucleotides. Lineage: Eukaryota; Fungi; Glomeromycota; Glomeromycetes; Diversisporales; Gigasporaceae. The record is from the annotation of a GenBank genome assembly.